Messenger RNA from Struthio camelus australis, 3947 nucleotides. Lineage: Eukaryota; Metazoa; Chordata; Aves; Struthioniformes; Struthionidae. The record is from RefSeq and is a predicted model, not a curated record.
AUGCACCUCUUCAUCCGCCACCUCAGCCUGGCCGACCUGGUGGUGGCCUUCUUCCAGGUGCUGCCGCAGCUGUGCUGGGAGGUGACGCACCGCUUCCACGGCCCCGACGGGCUGUGCCGCGUGGUGAAGCACCUGCAGGUCUUCGGCAUGUUCGCCUCGGCCUACAUGCUGGUGGCCAUGACGGCCGACCGCUACAUCGCCGUGUGCCACCCGCUGAAGACGCUGGAGCAGGCCACCAAGCAAAGUUUCAGGCUUGCGUGCAGCUUUUGGUUUGCUGUUAGAAGAGCUGCGAGUAUCAGAGCGUCUGAGAGGGUAAUAAAUGCAGGGAAGAGCACACACAAUGAAGAUCAAGCCAGCUGUGAAGUGCUCUUUGUCAAGAAAAAAACCGGAGGCACCAAUUCUACACCAAAUAAGAACUCAUCAACAAAACGGAGGUCAUCGCUGCCAAAUGGAGAAGGUCUGCAACUGAAGGACAACUCGGACACAGAUGGGAUCAACCUGUACUACUGGUCCCUGUUUGAUGGACAUGCUGGUUCAGGGGCAGCCGUCGUUGCUUCUAAACUGCUUCAGCACCAUAUCCUGGAGCAGCUGCAGGAGCUCGUGGACAUCCUGAGGAACUCAGCCAUCCUCCCACCGACGUGCCUGGGAGAGGAGCCUGAGCACACAACAGCCAAUAGCAGGACGCUGACGCGGGCGGCCUCACUGCGUGGUGGGGUGGGGGCCCCGGGCUCGCCCAGCACACCUCCAACACGCUUCUUCACGGAAAAGAAGAUCCCACAUGAGUGCCUCGUAAUUGGGGCAAUAGAAAGUGCGUUCAAGGAAAUGGAUUUACAAAUAGAACGAGAGAGAACUGUGUAUAAUAUUUCUGGUGGCUGCACAGCCCUUGUUGUGGUGUAUUUAUUGGGGAAGCUUUACGUGGCAAAUGCUGGUGAUAGCAGGGCUAUAAUAAUCCGAAAUGGUGAAGUCAUCCCAAUGUCUUCAGAAUUCACUCCAGAGACUGAACGCCAGCGACUUCAGUAUCUGGCUUACAUGCAGCCCCACUUGCUGGGAAAUGAGUUCACACAUUUAGAGUUUCCACGGAGGGUGCAGCGCAAGGAGGUUGGAAAGAGGAUGCUCUACCGCGACUUCAACAUGACUGGCUGGGCAUACAAAACCAUUGAGGAAGACGACUUGAAGUUUCCUCUUAUAUAUGGAGAAGGCAAGAAGGCUCGGGUUAUGGCAACAAUUGGGGUGACCCGAGGACUGGGAGACCAUGACUUGAAGGUGCACGACUCCAAUAUCUACAUCAAACCUUUCCUGUCCUCAUCUCCUGAGGUGAGAGUCUAUGACCUUCUGCAGUAUGAGCAUGGGCCAGAUGAUGUUCUCAUCCUAGCUACUGAUGGACUCUGGGAUGUGCUGUUAAAUGAAGAAGUGGCGGAAGCUGUCACUAGCUUUCUACCAAACUGUGACCCUGAUGAUCCCCACAGAUACACGUUAGCGGCGCAGGACCUGGUGAUGCGAGCCAGGGGAGUGCUCAAGGACAGGGGCUGGAGGAUAUCCAACGACAGACUGGGCUCUGGAGACGACAUUUCUGUCUACGUCAUUCCUCUAAUACACGGGAACAAACAGUCAUGAAAGUAGCACCAAGAGUGGUUCUAGGAAGGAGAUCUUUUUAGGGAGGGCCCGUAAGAGGCAGUAACGUUCAUGACAACCUGACCGGGACUUUUCCAAUUGAUAUAACCUAUUCUAAACUAAAGUUGGAGGGGUAUUUUUCUGCCUGAAAGGUGGGCUCCACACAUAUACUGUAUAUUAUUAAAGAUAUCUCUUAAGAUUACAACUCCCCUAUAGAAAUGGUUUUGGUGCUUAACAGGAACGGGAUUUACAUGCUGCUAGCAUAUUAUGGAUUCUGUGGUCCCUCCAGGUGAAGACCUGAAAUAGGUUUUUGUUUUUGUUUUGUUUUGUUUUUCAGUUUACCAUGUAGCUUGGAAGAGCCAUUUUAGUUGUGAAAAUAGAAAUGGGUAUCAGAAGCCAAGGAGACUCCUGAAAUCCACGCUCAAAUGUUCAGAGCAUUGACUUGGGCCACAUCUCAUUUUAAAAAAAAAAUAGAGAUAUAUAUAUGAGACACUCCAAGUUUUUGUUCUUUCAAAAAAUUGCUCUCAUGACUUAUCUAUGGACAACUUCGAACUUGUGUAAUCCUUUGAAUCCCCUUUUUUCCCCUCUUGUCUUUUCUUCAGUAGCACUCUGGGACUCUACGCUUCCUAUGUUUUAGAGAGAAAACUGAAAUUGUUUUCAGUGGGACUAUGUCUGUUCUACUGCAGCUAAAACAGCUAUCUGCAAAAUAGUCCAGGAGAAUAGAUCACAGUCUUGCAUCGCAAGAUUUAUUCUAGUAUCAGGAAUUAUUUGUCGAGAUUCUCUGGUGUCUGUAUACUGUGAUUAUGCCGAAUGAGCAAACCCUGCUCUGUGUGGUGUUUACCUGGAAGCCCUGGUUUCUUUGGGAUCAGAGAUUUUCAUUCAUUGAAUGGUUCUGUCUCCUUUAUCCUGUUGAAAGGAUCCCUGAAUAUACAGCUUUUGCAUCAGUUGGGAUUCAGUAAAUUUAUUUGGGCUCCUGCGUGUAUUUUCAGUUGAGUUUCUACUUGAAGUGAUGGUUUUGUUUUGGUUAUCCGUUUAGAUACCCAGAUAGUGAUCUAUUUAAAAAAAAUCAUUUUUCUUCUUCCUGCCUCACCUCUUAUUCAGUAUACCCUGCCUGCUUGACUUGUGAUCAGAACAUAACAGCUUAUAACUUUCUGUCCUUUUGCUAUUGAGGACUGCAGUUCAGGAUCAGAAGAUCACUGUGGUAGUUAACAAGCCCUUGGCUAACUUUAUCAGCUCUUUCUUAGCAGUGCUUAAUCAAUUUUAAAAAAAGAAAAUCCAAUUAAAGUAUUAUCAGAGUAAAAGCAAUAGUCCAAGAGGGAACCAGCUGAGCAAAUUUACAGCUCAUCCUAGCUACCUGUUCUUCAAGCAGACAGCUCUUCGCUUCAUGGGCAGGAAUUAGAGAAGGAAAUCAGAAGGUUCUUGUGUAUAGACAGGUAUAUUGGCCGGGGAGCCAAAUUCAACCUGAAUAGCCCCCCGCCUACGUUCUUUUGGACCUGCUAAUCCCGCUUAUACGUUAAAGCUGCCUCUUGGGUAGCCAAAAGACGUGGAGUUGACAUAAUCGUAGAGCACUGACUAGGCAUCUCACAAAUGUCAUGUCUACCAAAGGAGAGAGUGACAGCUAUAUGAGAGGAUGCUGUCCUUCGUGUUCCCUGGGGUGUGCAGACUUUCUCCUGAACAGGAGUGGCCUAGAGCUUGCCAUUUUUGUAAUUUGUAGUGUGCUAUGUAAACAAAGUACCAUGUGUGUUCGGUGUAGUUGACCAGAUGUUUUAUUCCAUUGCAUCCUGAGGUACGUGUUCAGCAAUUGCAGCGAAUUUAAAAUUCCCUUUCUCUAAAUCUGCAGACUAGGUAGGAGCGGCAGCCUGAGGUGAGGCAGUGUAGAGUGCGUAACGGCUCAAACAUGCAGCAAACUGCAUGAUUUUGGCCUGAAGACUGUUCCAUGGGUUCCACAGUGCCUGCAUGUGAUAAAGCUGUGUGCAGAAUGACGUUUUAUAUUCUAGAGCUUCUACAUAAAUCAAUGGCAUAUCUGAUUCUGUACUGUCACACUUGAUUUUUUCUUUCCUUUCCUUUUGUUCUUUUUUAACUCCUUUCCCUUUACUUCUUUUUCUGUGUGCGAUUGAAUGAAAACAGAUUCGCAGGCAUGAAGUCUUGAGUAUUUUUCACAUGGCCCCUCCUAUGUUUUAAAAUUCAAGCAAGAGAUCUUUCUCUUGUACCUUUUUUUUUUUUUUUUUUUGCCUAAUAAACUUAUAAACGUGCUUUUCAUGGUCUGUGUAACUCCUGUUGUCUCUUCGCAAAUGCAGUUGUGUAGUCCUCCGUGACUCAGAUCCUCUUUAAUGAAG